GAGCUCGUUCUUGAGUAGUGCAUUCUUCUCUGACUGUGACUGACGGAGCUUGUUUUCGGUGGUGCGCUCGUCUCACGUUACUCAUUAACUCUUGGUCAUCAUCUGGAAGGCCAACGCAUGGGCUUGCAUCACUGAUCCGUUGAUCUUCUCGCUGGUCUUCCUCACUUCCCCUCGUAGUUCAAUUCCGCACUUCAUAAGGGUAGGAAAGAGCGCGGUCCGAGGGGUCUUGAUCAUUGUCAGGACUUUGACGUUUUGCUCGCAAUAGAACAACGCGCCGAUUUGGCUCCCCCUAUUGUGGGUUGUCUUGCGCCACGACGCAGGAUUGUGCCGAUAAUAGAUACGAGGACUGGUUACGCAUAAAACCAUCGACAUCGAGACCCUCAUACGUCAACACAUCUUAACGUCUUUAAUUCCAUCCCUAUGCCAUCUACAACCCUCAUCACCAACGUCCGCGUUUUCGACGGACAGACCCUCACACCUCCUCAGAAUAUCCUCAUCUCCGACACUACCAUCGCAGAUCCCUCAUCUCUCUCCUCAUCCUCACCCGAUUCAACUGUCGACGGUACAGGUCUGACCCUACUUCCCGGCCUCAUCGACGCCCAUGUCCACAUCUCCGAUCACGAGGAGCUGCGCACGCUUGCCACGCACGGCGUCACCACCGCGCUUGACAUGGCUGCCUGGCCCGCGGAACGCAUCAACGCCCUCCGCAACCAGCGCGGCCUGACCGACAUCCGCACAGCGGGCGCGCCCGCGAGCACACCCAACAGCACGCACACGUGUCUGUUGCAUCUACCCGAGUGCUCUCAGCUCACUGGCGCCGACAUGGCAGAGGCGUUCGUAGAAGAUAGGAUCCGGGAGGGCAGCGACUACAUCAAGCUUAUCGCAGACGUGCCAGGGCCCUCGCAGGAGUUGCUCGACGCCCUGGUCGCGGCGUCAGAAAAACGGGGCCUGCUCACGGUCGCGCACGCUGCUAUGUCCGUGCCGUAUGCGAUGGCGCAGAAAUCUGGGGCAAGGGUAAUCACGCACGCUCCGCUUGACGCGCCCCUAUCUUCCGCGAACGCAGAGCAGAUGAAGGCAGCAGGACGUGUCGCCGUACCGACGCUCACCGCCAUGGUUGCCGUUUCAUCCAUCAAGCGCCCGCCCAUGCCUUUGCCGGGUACGGGCCCUAUCUCCGGUGGCCCGCCCACUUCUACACCACAGAUGCCUGUUGUGCCCCCGCGCAAACCGGAUUACGCCAACGCGCGCGAAAGCGUGCGUGCGUUGCGUGCCGCCGGCGUACCUAUUCUCGCUGGUACCGACGCCGUUGCGCAAAAGGCUAAUGCGCCUUUCUUCGUGCCGCACGGCGCGAGCCUGCACGAGGAGCUUGUACUCCUGUGUGAUGCGGGCCUGUCUAACGUGGAAGCGCUCCAGGCUGCGACAAUCUUGUCGGCGCGGUGGUUUGGGUUGAAGGAUAGGGGUAAGAUUGAAGUGGGCAUGCGUGCUGAUCUGGUGCUUGUGCGGGGCGAUCCAGUUCAGGACAUCAAGGUGACGAGAAAUGUUGAGGCGGUGUGGUGCAAUGGCAUCCGAGUCGAUCUGGAGAAGGAGUAGCUAAAGUACUGAAUCAAGUAGUAUCGCGCGUUAUUAGACGCGUCAUUCAUAAGUGUAAUGGCCGUGGUUAGGCCCUUUGUAUGUAUCAGUCAG
This is a messenger RNA of Coniophora puteana RWD-64-598 SS2, 1680 nucleotides long. RefSeq names its product amidohydrolase. Gene Ontology annotation, molecular function: hydrolase activity, acting on carbon-nitrogen (but not peptide) bonds. The transcript has 2 exons. NCBI's taxonomy places the organism in Eukaryota, Fungi, Basidiomycota, Agaricomycetes, Boletales, Coniophoraceae. Bases 421 to 1587 code for a protein of 388 amino acids. The record is from RefSeq and is a predicted model, not a curated record.